Molecule: messenger RNA, 1238 nt
Organism: Pseudocercospora fijiensis CIRAD86
Lineage: Eukaryota; Fungi; Ascomycota; Dothideomycetes; Mycosphaerellales; Mycosphaerellaceae
Exons: 2
Molecular function (GO): DNA binding
Source: RefSeq, a predicted model, not a curated record
CGCAGCCUGAAGCUUUUGAUCUUCACUACGCCAUCAACCUUGAGCAGCCACUUAGCCUUCUGCAUCCAUCAGGUACAAGAACUUCUGCAAACCUACCACCUCAGCGCUGCCGCACUUUUUGUGUUUCUCUCUGCGCUAGCACUUGCGACUACCCUCCACCGCGCUUCUUUUCGCCCGCCAUCACCGCGCUUGUGCUUUGCAACGACGCUUGAGCCUUGCGAGCGCUGCUGCUGCUGCUGCUGCUGCUGCUGCUGCUGCUUCUUCGCAUAUUCUUUGACGCGCUCCUUCUUCCUGGACCCCGCCAGCGCACUCAAAAUCUGAGUGUCGGCACGGAAGAUCACAGCAACUUUAUAUUACAGCACUCCACGCGCGUCUUGCACCACCUCGCGCUCCACCACGGCCCUCUGACGACAACGCGCAGGCCGUGUUCACUGGCAUCCGCCGGACUUCGCACCUGCCGGUAACCAGGCGCUGCAACUGACGCGCCAUCUUUCACUCCACAUUCAAUCCCACACAUCCCCCAGUCCAACAUGAGCACAGGCGGCGGCGCAGGACCGCUGGUUCCCACCUUUCAUGGCUUUGUGCACAACAGCAUGGACGGACUGGUCCUGUUCGAGGCGUGUCUCAGCGGAAAGCUUCACCAUGUGCCUCGUCGUCCACACGACCGAGAACGCAGCUCACUCAUCAAGAGUGGCAGCAUCUUCAUUUACGAGGAAAACGCGUCCGGCAUCAAACGAUGGACUGACGGCGUUGCGUGGAGCCCUAGCCGUAUUCUUGGCAACUUUCUUAUUUACCGCGAGCUGGAAAAGCCCUUUCCUCCUGGCGAGAAGAAGCGCGCCAUGAAGCGCAAGAGAACCAGCAUGCCAGGCGAGCCUUACCCACGACGAGACUCGGAUGGCACGGAGAACGAGCAGAUGCCCGCCCCACUCACCCCCCCUACACCAAACGUCGGCGGCGAACUGAAGCCAGAAAUCCCAUCGACAGACCAAGACAAGGAGCUCGAGCGCUCGCUCAUCGGCAGUCUUGUAGACAGUUACGGUUUCCGCCCCGAUGGACUGGUCAAGAAGACGAUGAGCAUUUCCGUGAACGGCAUCUCUCACCACAUGGUUUCCUAUUACAAGGUUGACGACGUGAAGAAUAACUUGCUGCCACGUCCAUUGUCCGAUGCCAGGCUACAGAACAUUUCCGUCCGCCCAGAGCUGUACCUGAAGCAGAAUUUCCGCGCGCCAGUCGAGGAG